ACCCAGGCUCUCUUUCUUUCUUACAAACACCAGGCUUUCGCAUCUUUUUUGAAUCUGACAGCUGCUGGCUGGCUUUGUAUACUGACCCUUUUUCUUUACAAAGGAAAGGCAUCACACUGAGGACGAUUUGGGCGUCUUGAGAACACCGAAACAUAUUAUGGCAGCGACAUGUCCGUCUGAAAACACACAAGCCAUUGAUCAAACCAGCUUCUGGAGCUCAAGUGGCUUGAACUGGGACGAACAUCGCAUUGGUUGGGCAAUUGCAGGUGGUUGCACAGUCCUUACUGUUAUUAUCUCUUCCAUCUCUGUGCUACAACACUGUCGUAAUUAUCAUGUUCCUAACGAGCAGCGUCAAGUACUACGAGUACUGUAUAUGCCGCCGGUCUAUGCUAUCAUCUCAUUCUUUUCCUACCGUUUCUUCCGGAGCUAUACUUAUUACUCCCUCAUCGAAGCUGCAUACGAGGCUGUUACUCUCAGCGCAUUUCUAUUACUUCUCAUAGAGUAUGUAGCUGCUACCGCGACGGGUCACAACGCAAUACAAGCCAUCGAGAGGAAAGAUAAAAGGCCGCUCCCCAUACCAUUUUGCUGUUGGAGAUAUCGGCCUACUAAAGCCUACUUCAUGUAUACCGUGAAGUGGUCUGUCUUACAAUACGUCAUCAUCCGACCAGCUUGCUCUAUAGCCGGCAUCAUUUGCCAAGCAUACAACGUGCUGUGUGAAUCAGGGUCAUUCAACGUACACUUUGCAAAUGUUUAUCUAGAAGCUAUAGAUUUUGUCAGUAUCAGUAUCGCUCUUUAUGGACUUUUGCUAUUCUACGGUUUGACCAAAGACGAGCUUGUGGGCAGGCGUCCACUGUCCAAGUUUCUUGCCAUCAAGCUCAUUGUCAUGUUCACGUUCUAUCAGUCGUUCGUCUUCUCCGCCUUAGAGGGUCGCGUCAUCCAAUCCACUACGUAUUGGACUGCCACUAACAUUGCUGAUGGUCUCAACGCGCUAGCAAUAUGUGUGGAGAUGGUCUUCUUCUCCGCAUUUAUGUGGUGGGCUUACACUGUGAAUGAGUAUAAGUUCAAGGGAGGAGAGACGACCAGCAUAUGGCGACCGUUGUGGGAUAGCAUCAACUACACCGAUUUCGUCAUCGAAAUUGCAGGUUCCCUCAAGUUCUUCUUCGACUGUUCUCGUGGAAAGCAUCCCACACGCACUCAAGCACGGCGUGCGAGCAUCGGCGGUGUAGCCAAUAACAACAGCAAUAAGAUGGACUUUGGAGAGGCCUUUGGUGUGAGCGGCAGCGCUUAUUCAAAAGCUCGGCCUGCUGCGGUCAGCGCUCCAUACUCCUACAACGAAUCGCGUAUCAUGAACAGCGGCAGUCCAGUCAGCGAAUGAUUUUUCCGUUUCUAGGCUGCACAUAUUGCUCUAGCCGUGGAGGUCCUCAUCGUAGGAGACAAGUGGUAUUUACGUGUUUUCGGAGUCUUCGGUCUUCCAUCGAACGGUGAUACCCUUGGUUUUGCACGACUUCUGGGACAAACAAUUUUAGUUUAGUUUUCUCUGUUGGGAUUUCUUUUUUUAAAGAUUAACUUGUCUACGCUCGUUAUUUCAUCGUGAUCGCUUGAAACGUGUCUACUGUAUAUAUAGCACUUUUCUUUAUUUCUUGGCCAAUACGUGUGGUUU
This is a messenger RNA of Serpula lacrymans var. lacrymans S7.9, 1660 nucleotides long. RefSeq lists its product as uncharacterized. Gene Ontology annotation, biological process: transport. Gene Ontology annotation, molecular function: transporter activity. The coding region runs from base 158 to 1375 and encodes 405 amino acids. The transcript has 18 exons. NCBI's taxonomy places the organism in Eukaryota, Fungi, Basidiomycota, Agaricomycetes, Boletales, Serpulaceae. The record is from RefSeq and is a predicted model, not a curated record.